Penicillium macrosclerotiorum is the source of this 579-nucleotide messenger RNA. Its product is annotated as EF-hand superfamily Ca2+-modulated protein. The coding region runs from base 1 to 579 and encodes 192 amino acids. The transcript has 3 exons. Lineage: Eukaryota; Fungi; Ascomycota; Eurotiomycetes; Eurotiales; Aspergillaceae. The record is from RefSeq and is a predicted model, not a curated record.
AUGCCGCCCAAGAGGCGCGGAGCUACCGCCAGCUCCUCCGCCGCAGCACCCAAGCGUGCGCGGCCCUCCAAGCUCGCGAAGGAAAACAAUAUCACCGCCGAAGAGGAGAACGAAAUCAAAGAAGUCUUCCACCUCUUUGCGGAUGCACACGAAGAUUUCCCCGCCGAGAAAGAAGGCGUAAUUCCCCGCGAAGACGUUCGCAAAGCACUCGUAGCCCUCGGCCUCCCGCCCGCAGACUCCUCUGAACUCGCCGACAUCCUCUCCGCCCUUGACCCGACCCUAACCGGCUACGUCCCCUACAGCCCUUUCGUAUCGGUCGCCGCGGCCAAGCUUCGCUCGCGCGAUGAUGACGCCAUGGCUGCAGAGGUGGACGACGCCUUCCAGUUAUUCACACGUGGAUCGGGCGGCGCAAUCUCCCUAGGCCACCUGCGGCGCAUUGCGCGCGAGCUCAAGGAGGACUCGGUGGACGAUGAAUUGCUAAAGGAUAUGAUUCUAGAGGCGAAUGGCGGCGCUGGGCUGAGUGCUGGCGUGACGCUGGAGCAGUUCCAUGAUGUGAUGUCACGGGCUGGUGUUUUCUAG